Messenger RNA from Engraulis encrasicolus (European anchovy), 2896 nucleotides. RefSeq lists its product as uncharacterized. The transcript has 2 exons. The coding region runs from base 26 to 934 and encodes 302 amino acids. NCBI's taxonomy places the organism in Eukaryota, Metazoa, Chordata, Actinopteri, Clupeiformes, Engraulidae. The record is from RefSeq and is a predicted model, not a curated record.
AGCUGGCUCGGUCUGCAGUAGCAAGAUGUUGUGGUUACUGAGCCACAUUGACCCACUCUGGGCCUCACUGGUGGGACUCGCGAUCGGGGUUUACUGGUUGCGGAGGAACAUCGAUCCUAAAUAUGAGGAGGCACAGGCUCGAGCCAAGACAGCCUUAGACAGCCUGCGCAUGUGGGCCCAGAAGCACCAUAUCGAACACCAGAUCGACAAGUUGCAGGUAGACUUCAGACACAAACGUUCAGAAGAGGGUCACCCCAUCUUCAAUCUGGCCAUGGUCACGAUCCUGGAUGAUGUUCUGAAGGAGAUCAUGGGUAGAAUGAACGUGGAGUAUACACCCGAGGUCCUGCAGAGCAUGAUUCUUAGGAAUCUCCCACCGUUCUUCAGUAAAACAAGGAUGAAAAUCCUAGAAGAAAACAUGGUUGUUGAUUUGAACCACAACAUCUCUGACUUCAGCACAGAGGUGUUUGGGAUCUUCAGGCACUUUCUGGUCCAAGCUGUCACCGACUGCAUGGUGGACCAAAUUAUAAACGUACAGAAAAACUCCCGGAAGAAACUGACCAAUCGUGUGAAUGAGCUUGCAGAGCUGAUGAUCCAGCAUGAGGUGUUCAUCGACACCAUGGCCAGGGAUGAGUGGCUGUUGAACGGGAGCAGGAACAGGCAAGAGGAGGAAGAAGACCAGGUGUACCAGACACCAGAGGGGAGAGAGGCGGUUUACCGGAGGAUGAGGAAAGCAUUGAACCAAAAGAUGAAGGACAUCUUUAAAGACCUGAACAAGAUUUUGGGACAUAUGAAGCAGGCCCACAAAAAUUGCCGUCCGGUGAACUACUAUUGCACUGAACUUUCAGACCCGAAACAGGAACAAUUCCAACCUCCGUCAACAGAUUUCGACUUGGAUGUCCAAGCCCUGGUUGAAGAAUAUGAAAUCUUUAAGUAGAAAGUAAACCAGGGAACCAGGGCUAUCCCCACAAAUAAAAUAGCCGAAGUAAAAAAUUAUCUUAUUAUACAAACUGGAACAGUGUAACACAAUCCAACAAUUUAAAAAACUGCAGUAAUUCCCUGAUGAAAACCUUAACAAACAUAACUGAGAAAUGCACUAGGAUAUUAAACAGAGAAAUAAAUAAAUAGACAAAUAAACCACACAUAAACAGUAUAUAUAUAUAUAUUUUUAUUAUUAAAUCAUUACAUGUUGUUAGUUUGUUAAUUCCAUUGCAUUGCACCCAUAACAGUGUUUCUUAAUCACUUUAAUCUUUGUCAAAUGUCUUAAUCAGGAUCUUUAUUCUUUUUCCACCAUGUGCACUUUUCAGACUAUUGUUAUUUCAGACUAUUGUUAUUUCAGACUAUUGUUAUUAUGAAUAUAUAGUCUUAUGAUUGGUAAAAUAGGAUUGAUAGAGACAUGGAGGAGGUGGGACAAUUCGAGAGCCUUUGCAUAUGGCAGAUGAAUGAGCAAGAGGGAUUAAGAAGCGGUUUACAUGUAUAUGGAUCUUUUUUGAAAAAGGCGUUGGUUUUGGCCGUACACAGAGUUUAAAAAUCUGCUUAUCAAAAAUCCGGAUUGAAAAUUAUCCCAUUCAGGGGGCUAAAACGCACCUGUUACAAUUGAGUUUUUCUUUUUAUCCACAUGUUGCGUUUACACCUUAAGGGCGCGAUCACACAGACCGCGGAUUUUACAGUAGGAGGCGGAUGUGUUCUAUUGUUUGUCAAAGAAAAUGAGCAGAUUACGCGUCUAAUAUCAGCGCAAUUCGGGUUGCAGAUUCUGCGCCUCUCCGCGCCGGGCGGAUUGAGUUGAAAAAAGUUCAACUCAAGGCGGAAAACCCGCGGAAGAUUUCUAGAUGUUUGAUAGGAGACCGUAAUCAAAAUUCAUAUCAGAUUCUCUAUCCAACGUUAGGGGAGCAAGAAAAGAGCUUGUCUUCUAUUCAUUUUACAUAGAUGAAUGGAUAAAGCAUUUUGUGUAUGUUUUCAUAACAUUUAACGACAUAACACCAUCAAUUAGGCUACGUUGCGAGUGACAGUUGAGUCGUUACGUUGCCUAGUCACCGCAUUCGAAUAGGCAGUGGAUCCGCGCUUGGUGUGGUCACUUCUGAUUAAUCAGCUGGAUGCGCAUCGCAGAUUGUAGGCAGAAAUCCGCGGUCUGUGUGAUCGCGCCCUAACAGGAUAAAAAAUAUCCACAUUUAAAAAUAUCCAGAUACGUGUAAAUAGCAGCUGAAGCUCUGAGAAAGCCGGACUAGAAGGCCAGCCAUCAAUCACUCCUCGUUCUCCUCCAAUUUAACAAAACAAAAUUUGGUGUAACUGAUUUUGUGAUGUAGGCUACAGUUCAUCAUAUGAAGAGUCAUGAAAGCAUUAUCAUUAAGCAUUAUCAUUAAGCAUUAUCAUUAUCACCAUCCAUAUUAAGUAUUAUUAUCACUUCAUUUUCAAUGUUGUGAAUUCGUAUCAUUUAUCAAUCAGUGCUGAUCAAAUUCACAACAUAGUGUGCCUUUGCUGUAUGAGCUAUCAGUUACCAUCUUUGUAUUUUGUCACAGACACUGUAUGUCACAUAAAUGGCAUACAACUUUUAAAAACAAAUGAAUGUCUGCCUGUCUUUGUACAUGAAUUUGAAUAUACCAUUAAAGUUUGCAUGCACAGCUUGCUGUCCUGGUAGCAAUAGAAAUACUAAACAAUACAACACAAAAGUCAAGCCAGUGCAACAGUGAUUUAUAAUUUCGUUGGUACGUAUGCUAAUUUAAUAGUUAAAGCAUGCACACAAACAAGAAUGGUGAGUACAAACAAUACAUUAUUCUCCUUGCAGUACCGUAUAUAUUUUGAAUGAUGAAGCAAGCAAGCUUCUGUUACAGUGGCAUAGUAUUGUCUUUGCCAUAACUGAAUGUUGUCUUUGCCAUAACCGAAGGUCAUUUAAGGCCAAGAG